Molecule: messenger RNA, 1294 nt
Organism: Synchiropus splendidus (mandarinfish)
Lineage: Eukaryota; Metazoa; Chordata; Actinopteri; Syngnathiformes; Callionymidae
Gene: upb1
Product: ureidopropionase, beta
Exons: 9
Coding region: 76-1227 (383 amino acids)
Molecular function (GO): beta-ureidopropionase activity
Source: RefSeq, a predicted model, not a curated record
CCAUGGUUCCAUGCGGGAGGUGACUCGGCAGGCGGACGAUCCCGUCCCGAUCCCUCUUCCCUGCACUCUGGCGCCAUGUCCGCCUGCGAGUUCGAAUCCCUGGAGAGGAGUCUGGAGGCUCACCUGCCCGAGGCCGAGCUGAAGGAGGUGAAGCGCAUUCUGUUCGGGAAGGAAACUCGCCAGCUGGAUCUUCCACCAUGUGCUGCGGCAGCAGCGUCAGAGCGCAACUUCGAGCUGAAAGGCUACAAGUUCGACGCUGCUGUGGAGCAGCUCCGGCCUCCCAGGAGGGUCCGUGUGGGUCUCAUCCAGAACCACAUAGUGCUGCCCACCGACCGCCCCGUCCUGGACCAGGUGGCCGCCAUGCACGGCCGCAUCGCUGAGAUGGUGGAGGUGGCCGCCAUGUGUGGCGUCAACAUCGUCUGCUUCCAGGAGACCUGGACCAUGCCCUUCGCCUUCUGCACCCGAGAGAAGGAGCCCUGGACGGAGUUCGCCGAGUCAGCAGAAGAAGGGAGCACCACCCGCUUCUGUCAGGAGCUGGCUAGAAAAUACAACAUGGUGAUAGUCUCGCCGAUUCUGGAGCGAGAGGCGCUUCAUGACACCCUGUGGAACACCGCCGUGGUCAUCUCCAACUCUGGUCACGUGCUGGGCAAGAGCCGGAAGAACCACAUCCCCAGGGUGGGGGACUUUAAUGAGUCCACCUACUACAUGGAGGGCGACACCGGACACGCCGUCUUCCAGACGCAGUUCGGAAAGAUCGCCAUCAACAUCUGCUACGGUCGCCAUCAUCCGCUCAACUGGUUCAUGUACAGCAUGAACGGCGCCGAAAUCAUCUUCAACCCCUCCGCCACGGUUGGGUCCCUCAGCGAACCCAUGUGGCCGAUAGAAGCACGGAACGCAGCGAUCGCCAACCACUGUUUCACCUGCGCCAUCAACCGCGUGGGGACGGAGCGGUUUGAAAGUGAGUUCACCUCUGGUGAUGGAAAAAAAGCGCACCAUGAUUUCGGACACUUCUAUGGAUCCAGUUAUGUCGCCGGACCCGACGGGAGUCGCACCCCGGGUCUCUCCAGAACCCGUGAUGGACUCCUGGUGGUGGACUUGGACCUCAACCUAAACCGACAGAUCAGCGAUAAGUGGAGUUUUAAGAUGACUGGGAGAUACCAGGAGUACGCGGAGGAACUGACCCGGGCCGUUGGCCAGGACUUCAAACCCAACGUGAUCAAAGAAUAGAGGCUUGUUUUUGGGCAGUUCACUGUGUCAGUCUGUCGGGAAUUAAAACAGCUUUUGUUCUUCUUAA